Messenger RNA from Octopus bimaculoides (California two-spot octopus), 2565 nucleotides. RefSeq lists its product as uncharacterized. Gene Ontology annotation, biological process: regulation of transcription by RNA polymerase II. The record is from RefSeq and is a predicted model, not a curated record. NCBI's taxonomy places the organism in Eukaryota, Metazoa, Mollusca, Cephalopoda, Octopoda, Octopodidae. Gene Ontology annotation, molecular function: RNA polymerase II cis-regulatory region sequence-specific DNA binding; DNA-binding transcription factor activity, RNA polymerase II-specific.
GCCAUUUUCCCUCAGUGUCUAAUUCCAAUGUCCACCAAAAAGAGAAAUAAACAAAAACGAUGUUUUUUUUAGGUCAGCCUGACUAAGCAAACUUAUGGGUCUAAGAUGUUCUAGCGAUGACUACCCCGUAUUUUGUUUAUCAAGGACGACACUCACCAGUCUAUCAUAAGACCCUGUACACUGUUGUCGUAUCUUGUUUUUAGUUAUCUGAAUGUGAUUUAAACGGGAUUUGGCUGCUAUUUCUGCCACGUUGAACUACUACAUGGUUGCUCCUUCGUUGAUGCGCGUUAGUUUCUUGGCGAUGCUUUUUGAUUUACGGUCCGCUGGAUACGGAUGAAAAAGUGAAAAGAAAUAAUUUAAAAUGUUUCAGAAUGCAUUAAACUAUGUUAGACUUUGGCAGAGUUAUCACCCGUGUCAUUCAGGCCAUGAGACAAACUGCCUUGAGCCUCAUACAAUUAGAAGGGCGUUGAUUUCACCAGAACAUCUGCUACCAUUUAUUUAUAGACAUUGUAUAUUAUUUCAUUUCUUACAUAACAACCAUCGAGUAUAACCAAAAACUUAAUAUAAAACUAAAAAUGUUUUUGAGUGCAGCAAUGCCUACCACUUGCAGAGUGCUCUGCAAGCAAUGAGCAUUCUCGUGGUAAGUAUAAAAUGAUUGGAUAAUUUUCCCUUAUAAACAGCCCCAUGCUGUUAAUUACAAGAAAGUGAAUGAUAACAAAAUAUAUUUAUACUGACGGACAUUUUUCAAGUUUUAAGAAAUUUUUGCCAAUUAACAGAAGACGUUAAUCUAUUUGGUUCAUCUAAUACAACUGUUUAUAUCAAUAUAGAUUUGGUGACAUGGAAAUAUAGUGGUGAGAAAGCUUUACAAAAUGAAUCAUUUUCCUAAUCAAAGAUCAGCAUCCAGAAGGAAUAUGUUUUCUUCGAAACAUGAGGUAUGCAAUAGGGAAAAACCUUAUCAUUGUGAAAUUUGUGGAAAAUCUUUUAUCAGCAAUGGACAUUUAAAAACACAUAACAGAGUACAUAGUGGGAAAAACCUGUUAUGCUGUGAAAUAUGUGGCAAAUCUUUCAUUAAAAAUUCUAGGCUUACAGUCCAUAAGAGAAUACAUACUGGCGAAAGACCAUAUCAUUGUGAAAUAUGUGGUAAAUCGUUUGUCUCUAAUGACCACUUGAAAGCGCACAAAAGAAUACACUCUGGAGAAAAACCGUAUAAUUGUAAUAUAUGUGGAAAGUCUUUUGUCUCUAACAGUAAUUUAACAACACAUAAAAGGAUACACACUGGACAGAAUCUGUUUCACUGUGAAAUAUGUGGGACAUCCUUCAUUGAAAAUUCUAGUCUUACAAUCCACAUACGUAGUCAUACUGGAGAAAAGCCAUAUUGCUGUCAACUAUGUGGGAAAGCAUUUGUGUCUAACAGUAAUUUGACAACACACAUUAAAAAACACAAUGGAGAAAAACCAUUUCACUGUGAUAUAUGUGGGAAGUCUUUUAUUAACAACUCGAAUGUUAUCAUUCACCAACGAGCACACACUGGAGAGAAACCCUAUCACUGUGAAAUAUGUGGAAAAUCAUUUUCUGUUAAUUUCAGUCUUGUAGUUCACAAAAGAAUACAUACUGGAGAAAAACCAUACCAUUGUGAGAUAUGUGGGAAAUCUUUUGUCUGCAACAGUCAUUUAACAACUCACAAAAGAAUACAUACCGGAGAAAAUCCAUUUCACUGUGAUAUUUGUGGGAAACCUUUCAUUGAAAAUUCUCAGCUUACAAUCCACAAACGUAGACACACUGGAGAAAAACCUUAUCACUGUGAAAUAUGUGAGAAAUCUUUUGUCAAUAAUAGUGAUUUAAAACGUCAUGAACGAUUGCACACUGGGGAAAAGCCUUAUCACUGUGAAAUAUGUGGAAAAUCCUUUAUCACUAACAGUCACUUGAAAAAGCAUGAACGAAUACACACAGGAGAAAUAUCACUUGAAAUGUGAGAAACCUUUCUCUUGCAAGUCUAGCAACACAUUGAAGAACGUUUAUCAGAGUGAAUUCUGUGUAGCAAUUCUCUAUAGAAUUCUCAUUUUGUUGUCUACACGUGAAAUGUGUGAAGGAUCAUUUUGUGACUCAUUAAUCAUUAUUUGGAAAACUCUGCAGUGCAUCCUUAUAAAUGUGAAAAUUUGUUUGCUAGUCAUUCACAGUCAUGCUGUUAAGCAUUAGCAAAUAUACACGAGAGAAAAAUAUUGGUUUCAAAUUUUAGGACAAGGCCAGCAGUUUCAGAGGUGGGGAUAAGUUGAUUACAUUGACUCCAGUGCUCAACUUGUACUUAUUUUAGUGACCAUGAAAGGCAAAGUCAACCUCAAAGAAAUUUGAACUCAACAUAAAAAUGGAUGAAAUGCCACUAAGCAUUUUGCCUGGCAUGAUUCUGCCACUUUACAUAAGAAAAAAAUAUUGAUGUGACUUGUUGAAAACUUUCUUUUAACAAUGUAAAUAAGAAAUGAAAAAUGCUUGUUAAAUUUUUUUUCAGUGAUAUUUAUGACAAAAAAUUCACAUUUCUAUGUAAAUUUGUAAUCUGUUUUAAUUAAAAUC